Trametes versicolor FP-101664 SS1 is the source of this 201-nucleotide messenger RNA. RefSeq lists its product as uncharacterized. NCBI's taxonomy places the organism in Eukaryota, Fungi, Basidiomycota, Agaricomycetes, Polyporales, Polyporaceae. The transcript has a single exon. Gene Ontology annotation, molecular function: protein binding. The record is from RefSeq and is a predicted model, not a curated record. The annotation marks the transcript as partial.
UGGACCGACGCGCACGUCGCGGUCUGGCUAUCCGAAAUUAGGUGUGCACAUCUAGCCGCGACGUUCAGGGCGAAUGAUAUCCGAGGCGAUGUCCUGCUCGAGCUGGACCAGAUGAUCCUGAAGGAGAUGGGCAUGUCGAGCGUCGGAGACAGGGUGCGCAUUCUCAACGGCGUGAAGCACCUCCGACAACGAUGCUCCGCC